AUGAUUCUUCUCAUUGUACUUACAAUCUUAAUAAUCUUCAUCUUCAAUGAAUUCUUCUGGAAAAGAAGACCUUAUCCGCCAGGACCUAUGCCUCUUCCUAUAGUGGGAAACAUGAAUGAAAUUGCUAAAAUUGAACCGGGCUACGAUGCAUUUCUUAAAUGGAGGGAUAUUUACGGUCCUGUUUAUACAGUUUGGCUUGGAGUAGAACCAGUUGUUGUCGUUGCAGAUUAUCCAACUAUAAAAGACAGUUUCAUUCGUGAUGGAGAAGUAUUCCAAGACAAACUCAAGUUUGAAAUGUAUACAGAUUUAUUCAGAGAUGGUCAAUAUGGUGUUAUGGAUGUUAGUGGUGAUGUUUGGAGAAACCAUAGACGGUUCGCCAUAACGCAGUUGAGACAUUUGGGAUUAGGAAAAAGCGUGAUGGAGGAGAAGAUUUUACUGGAAGUACAAGAAAUGAUCAAGAGCAUUGAUCAGAACGGACCCAUUGUUCCAAAUACGCAGAAAGUGUUCGACGUUGCUGUAGGCUCAAUCAUCAACCAGUUGCUCUUCAGUGAACGCUUUGAUGAUUCGAGGGUUGAGGAGAUGCUCACAUUGAGAGGACUCAUUCAAGAUCAGAUGCGUUGGUUUGGAGAUCCAACUUUCUAUUUGAUUACAACGUUCCCAAAGCUGCGAUUCCUUCCAUAUUUUAAAUCAGUCUAUGCAGAGGUCUUCAAGCUUCGUGAUACUGUCUUUGGAAAACUACAGAAGCAAAUCGAUGAACACACCAAAGUGAUAAAAACCAGGUCUGGUUAUGAAGAAGCAGUUGACUAUGUUGAAGCUUACUUGCGGGAACAACAAAAACGAGAAGAAUCGGGCGACGUUGAUACAUUCAGCGACAAACAAUUAUUGAAUAUGUGCUGGGAUUUAUGGGUAGCUGGGCUAGAAACUGUAGCCAACACCCUGGCUUGGCUCUCUAUUUACUUGAUAAACCAUCCACACGUUCAGAAAAAAUUGUAUGCUGAGUUGGAUAGAGUAAUAGCUUCGGACAGACUGAUAGCUAUGUCGGAUAAGAACUUGCUACCUUAUACGAACGCCGUUAUAAAUGAAGCUCAACGCCUGGCGAACCUCCUUCCUAUCAAUCUUAUUCAUACGGUCAAUAAGGAUUAUAAGAUUGGUGACCAUGUGAUACCUUCUGGAACAGGUGUUAUUGCUCAAAUAUCUACAGUUCUUUAUGAUGAAAAAUUAAGAGAAGCAUGGAACUAUUCUGUUCAUCACUUUGUCUUUCAGGUUUUCCCGAACCACAUGGAGUUCAUUCCAGAGAGAUUUCUAGAUGAGGACGGCAACAUUAAGAAAGUUGAUGAAUUGAUACCUUUUUCUGUCGGGAAGAGACAAUGCUUAGGAGAGGGAUUAGCAAAAAUGGAACUGUUUCUAUUUGUGGCCAACUUGUUCAACCAUUUUUCGAUCGAGAAGAAUGAUGAAUGUCCUUCCAUGGAGAAAACGUUUUCAAUGACAGUAGCUGCCAAGAAAUUUUCUUGCAAGCUAGUAAGAAGAAAAUGA
Molecule: messenger RNA, 1533 nt
Organism: Auanema sp. JU1783
Lineage: Eukaryota; Metazoa; Nematoda; Chromadorea; Rhabditida; Rhabditidae
Source: the annotation of a GenBank genome assembly